Molecule: messenger RNA, 5001 nt
Organism: Culex pipiens pallens (northern house mosquito)
Lineage: Eukaryota; Metazoa; Arthropoda; Insecta; Diptera; Culicidae
Exons: 2
Coding region: 614-3238 (874 amino acids)
Biological process (GO): DNA integration
Molecular function (GO): nucleic acid binding
Source: RefSeq, a predicted model, not a curated record
AUCUUACCCUUGGAAUAACAUGGUUUGGUAUUGUUGUGCCCUUCCACAUACAAGACUUUGGUAUGAUUUCAUGGUAUUUUACCAUCUAUUACUGGGCAACCAAGGGCACAUUUUGGUCGCUGUUAUUUGCCCAAGUAAUACCAAAAUUUGGUAUUCCCGUGUUAUUUACCCCUGCUCGGGAGUGCAGUGCUGUGAAGAAGAUUUCGCCAUCGCGGAACUCACGGCGACUCACGGUGUGCGCGCGCUUUGGCAAGCGUCGCGACGUCACCAUCUCAACCGGUUGGCUGACGUCAUCGUUGGAGUCGGUGAUUGAUUGGCGCCUGGAGCUUUCGGGACGGAUUUUUGGGAAGUAUUGUGCUCGUAGAGUGGUUUUGGCUUUUGCGGACGAAAAUAAAGUUGGCUUACAAAAUAAAAUUGCACGAGAGUUUUUAUUAGUCUGGUCAGGUUGCAUGAGUGUUGUGUUGUUCUGUCUGGUCCUCUGGAAUUCCCUGGUCGAUUCCCCUGUCGCUGCUGUCAAUACUGGGUCGUACAGUUCGCAAUCUGUCUUGCGCGGUCGCGUCGUGGAACGUCGAGUCGAUCUGUCUGUCUCUGGUGAACCUGAAAGUGAAAGUGGAUGUUAUUCAGUUGGCGAUCAGUGGUCACGAUGGGCGAUCUGCAGACUUUGCGGAAGAAGCAGGAGAUCCUGCUGAACAAACUGGAGGUGCUGAAUCAGUUCGUCGAGCACUACAAGGCGGAAGAACACGAGUGCCAGCUGGAAGUUCGACUCGGAAUGCUGAACGACGUGUACCAGGAGUUCACGGACCUACGGACGAAGCUGGAGUUGCUGCUGGAAGAAAAGGAUGCGGCCAAGUACGCGGAUGCGGAGCCGAAGGUCAAGCAGGAGGUCGUGUCACAUCGUGAAGAGCGUGUCGUGGCCUCAGACAUGGCCAUGAUCUUCGACCCGUACGGGUUGAUCGGUCCUGUCGUCGUCCAAGCGAAAAUCUUCGUGCAGAAGCUGUGGCGCAUGGAACUGGACUGGGACGCCGCUCUGCCAGAAGAUCUGCAGGAGUACUGGCGAGAAUACCGCAGAAAUCUAGCCGGUCUAGACAGCCUGUCGAUACCCCGCUGGAUUGGCACAGGUGCAGAUGACCAGAAUGUGCAGCUUCACGGGUUCUGCGACGCUUCAGUCAACGCUUACGGUGCGUGCAUCUACAUCCGAACCGUUUCGGCCAACGGCGACGUCACCGUCCGCUUGCUGGCCUCCAAAUCCCGCAUCGCACCGCUCGAGAACCUGAAGAAGAAGAAGCGUAAGCAGUCGAUUCCCCGCCUGGAGCUGGCGUCCGCUCUGCUGCUGGCGCAUCUGUACGAGAAAGUGGCCAACGCCAUCAACUUCCGAGGCAAAGCGUUUUUCUGGACGGAUUCCAUGAUCGUACGCUGCUGGCUUGCGUCACUGCCGUCCAGAUGGAACCAGUUCGUGGCCAACCGUGUGUCCGAGAUUCAACACCUGACAGAGAGCGGAUCUUGGGACCAUGUGCCCGGAAUAGAGAACCCAGCUGACAUCAUUUCUCGCGGCAUGACACCGAUGCAGCUGCAGUACUCAAAGCUUUGGUUCAACGGACCCGAUUGGCUGAGUCUUGACCACCAGCACUGGCCGCACGCUCAAGUGCCGAACGCAGCAGACUUCGACCACGAAGAACUGGAGGAACACAACGCUGUCGCUGCAGUUGCACGUGACACCGAGCCCUGCAAACUGUUCACAGCGAAUUCGUCGUACACCGUGACAAUACGGACGACCGCUGUAAUCUGCCGCUUCUGUUUCAACAGCCGUGCGGCGAACAAGCACUGUCGCAGAGUUGGUCCGUUGACGGCUGAAGAGCUCGAGGUCGCUUUGAAGAAGCUGGUGCGCCUCGCUCAACGAGAAUGCUUCCCGGAAGAGUACGAUGCUUUGUCCAGAGAUCGCGCGAUUCCAAGCAACUCCCGCAUUGCUGCGCUGAACCCAAGAAUCGUCGAUGGAAUCCUGUGCGUCGGCGGCCGGUUGCAGCACGCCGCAGUCUCGGACAACCGGAAGCAUCCGUACAUCCUCGACCAUCGUCAUCCGUUCACGAAGCUUAUCGUCACACACUAUCACGAGACCAUGUUUCACGCUGGACAACAACUGUUGAUCUCUGCUGUGCGUGAACGGUUCUGGCCGAUCAACAUCCGCAACCUCGUUCGCGAGGUGAUCCACAAGUGUGUCGAUUGCUUCCGUGUCAAGCCGAAGGUUCUGGACCAGCUCAUGGCGGAUCUGCCGCCCGAACGAGUCACUCCGUGCACACCGUUCGCACGAGUCGGAGUUGACUACUGCGGACCUUUUCAGGUCGCGUACCCGCAGCGCCGAGCUCGCCCAGUGAAGUGCUUCGUUGCCAUCUUCGUCUGCCUGGUCACCAAGGCUGUUCACCUAGAACUCGCAGCAGACCUAACGACGCAGGCAUUUCUGGCGGCCCUCAAACGGUUCACUGCCCGGCGUGGCAAACCGAAGCUGGUCAUGUGCGACAACGCCAAGAACUUCGUCGGCGCAAGACGUGAGCUGAGCGAACUCGCCAAGCUGUUCCUAAGUCAGCAGUUCGAAGAGGAGAUUAUCCGCGAAACAGCGAACGACAACAUCGAGUUCAAGUUCAUUCUCGCUCGCUCGCCGAACUUUGGCGGCCUCUGGGAGUCCGCAGUGAAAAGCUUCAAGUUGCUGUUCAAACGUACGAUCGGGCUGCACACCCUGCUGUACGACGAGUUCCAGACUGUGCUGGUCCAGAUCGAAGCGAUCCUCAACUCGCGACCGCUCACGCCGCUCAGCAACGACCCCGCAGACUUUGAAGCGCUGACCCCAGGACACUUCCUGAUCCAACGUCCACUCACUGCGAUUCCUGAGCCAAACCUCGACCACAUUCCCGAGAACAGAUUGUCGGCCUGGCAAACUGUCCAGCGGUACACGCAGCAGCUCUGGAAGAAGUGGUCCAACCUCUACCUGUCGGACCUGCACAACCGCACGAAGUGGACUAAGCAGAAAGACAACGUUGCUGUCGGAACCAUGGUCCUGCUGAAGGACGAAAACCUCCCGCCGCUAAAGUGGCAGCUCGGACGCGUUUCCGAUAUCCACCCGGGAGCUGACGGCAACAUCCGUGUCGUCACGGUGCGCACAAAGGACGGUAGCUAUCAGCGUGCGAUCUCUAAGAUCUGCAUUCUGCCGAUCCGUGACAACCUUUCUACCGCGCAAGGGGAGAACUAGGACUCCUCCAACGGCGGAGGUCGAAAGGCCUCCGCACACCAGUUAAGUUAUGUGUUGUUUUGAAUUUCAAAAAGUUCACCGAAUCUUUUUCCUCCAGAGUCGCCACCCUGUCUGCGCCCAGACCUGCGGGUCGUUCUGCGCUCGGAGGCCGUCAAAAAGAUCGGAACUUCCGAAAUGCUCUGAGGUAACCUGUUUUGUUUCGGUGGUGGUUUGCAUGAAGAUGUUUGCUUGCGAUCUAGCUGGCAAAAGCCCAGCAUAAUUACGGUUACGGAUAACAGCGGCGCACAGCGCCUUUUCGGUCGAAAAGACUGCCCCCACUGUUUGAACUCAGCUAAAUUCUGUUCCACGUUUGGAACUCUUCGAGGUACACGCGCUCACGAUGACAGCAGCGGAGGAGACGUCCUCCCGGUCCCAUCUGCGACGACCAGCAGCGAGCUUGGCCAGCUCGUUCCCAAUCGCAGCCCGAUGGAGCCAACCCCCGUCAUCGCAGCAUCGUACACCCGGAGAACCAUCGUGUCGGUAACCGCUGAGGGUCAACAGCGACGCCAGGAGGCGUCGGGGGAGGCCACGGAGGUCUCCCCCAGUUCAGGCAAGUCGUUUUUGAAUAUAAUUUAACUGAUUAAAAAGCACCCUCUCAUCUGAUUAGGGAGUCUCGCAUCGCAUCGACGCCGACGCCGGCGUCACCGAUCGCAUCAGGUAGCAGAGCAGCAGAACACGCACGGCGCCACCCACGCACGGUGGCUUUGCGUUCAGCACAGACCAGCACAGAUCAACAGCAGCAAGCAAGCAGACAGACGAACCGACAACUGACGUCGGCGGCACGCCGUCAAAAAACAACCGCAGCACAUCGAAGCAUCCACCCCCGCGACAAACAGAAGAUCAACCGAUCGAGCCAAGCAGCAGCAUUUCAAAUGUACACCAGCAGACGGUAGCAGAUCAAGCACACCCCAAUUUCAACCCAAGUUCAAGGUCGACCUGCUGUCGAUCGACGCCAUGUUGACACCACCUGGAAAAAACAAAAAUCAACAUUUUGCAGCACACCACGACACCAAUCAACCCCAGAAGUGUCCCCAGCAGCAGCGCGGCAUCCAGGUUGAUCGUUUGAUGUCCAGUCCGGUCCAGAAAGCAGCAAAUCCGACGAAAAAUCGAUGCAUUUUCGACUGCAGCGAAAUGCACGAUGUUUACAGCCCAGCAGAAGAACAAUAUCUAUUGUCCGUGUUCGAUCGACGGCCGCAGCCGCGAUCGUAGUAUAUAAGCAAACAAAAAAUCUGACUUGACCUAGGGUAACAAUAGAUACAGUAGAAGUAGUACAUAAGUGACGAAGAUAACGGAUAAGAGAUAAGGAACAGAACCAAAACAAAUCAGUGGGAAUUGUAGUAGUAGUUGUAACAGCGAGAAGAAUGUUUGAAUCAGAGUGAUUCCAAGGCGGCCGGUAUGAUCGCGCGAGAGAUCAAAUUCCAAAUUCUACCAGCCUAAAUGUGAUCCACAAAUAAAUGUUAUUCCGUCCCUGUCUGUCCCUGAAGUGAGCAGAGUGAGCAGAGGUGAUCCUCGCUCUUUUAGAUCUCUCCCCCCGGCUCGCUUCUCAUGUACUGUCCCUUUUAGAGUAUAGUCAGAAAUAAACUGCCGACUACGCCAGACGGUUACGCGUUUUAAAAUAAACGUUUUUCUGUUCGCGCAAUAAAAUUGUUUUAGUUCGCGUAGUUUAAAAACGGUGUUUUACUGCGUCCGAAAUCUCCCGAACCGACCACACGCGCGAACAGACC